AUGGAUUUGAGUCUUCUCAUCAGUACAGCUGAUUCGAGUUCAGAAAUCCUAUUCCUUCAGGAUGCAAAUACGGAAGAGCUACCCGAUAAUUUUAAUAUGAGUAUGGAACAGCUCAAGGCGCGAUUCAAGACAGUAACUGUGCUUAUCCCAAAAGAUAAACAGAUUGGAGUAGAUACGAAAGAGGAAAUAUAUGAUGCUGUUAUGAUUGUUACAUUUGGUGCUGCACUUGAACGCUUACUUCGAUUGGCUUUUCUAGCAGUGAAGCCUAAUUGUCCAGUGGGAUUAAAUGUGCGAAACGUUGAUGAAGUAAAAGUUUUGCGGGAGAUUAAGCUAGCUGGAUUUCUGCGUGUCAUGAAAGUUGGUUAUGGUGUAUGGGAAGCAUAUAAUUGUGAAAAGCCAAAUUUCAGUGUGGGUGCCACAGUACCUUUGAAAUUGCCUCGUUCAAGUAAGGAAUCAAAUGUAUGGAACGUAAAUGUGGUUGAUGAUGAUUUGAUUGAUGAAGAUACACUGUUACAAGAAGAAGAUUAUGUCAAACCCACUACGGCAACGCUAAAAGGAAAUCUCGAAGGGAAGUUCAAUCCUUCGAGUGAAAUGAAGAAACGAAGGCCAUGUAAAAACUGUACAUGUGGCUUGGCUGAGAUGGCAGAAUCUGAAAAAGUCACAGCACAAGUAAAACCUGGCAGAUCAGCAUGUGGAAAUUGUGGUCUUGGUGAUGCGUUCCGUUGUUCAACGUGCCCGUAUUGGGGUUUGCCGCCCUUCAAACCUGGAGAAGAAGGCAGGAUCAAGCUUGGAAUGGGCUUAAAUUUCGGCAAUGUACUUCAUCACAACUUGUCUAGAAUGUUUCAUAGAUACUGUAAUCGUAGACAACUUCAACAAACUGCCUUUGAUCAAAAUAAUAUGAAAUAG
Loa loa (African eye worm) is the source of this 906-nucleotide messenger RNA. RefSeq lists its product as hypothetical. NCBI's taxonomy places the organism in Eukaryota, Metazoa, Nematoda, Chromadorea, Rhabditida, Onchocercidae. The record is from RefSeq and is a predicted model, not a curated record. Gene Ontology annotation, biological process: iron-sulfur cluster assembly. The transcript has 8 exons. Gene Ontology annotation, cellular component: cytoplasm. The coding region runs from base 1 to 906 and encodes 301 amino acids. Gene Ontology annotation, molecular function: iron-sulfur cluster binding.